This is a messenger RNA of Colletes gigas, 6670 nucleotides long. RefSeq names its product A disintegrin and metalloproteinase with thrombospondin motifs 3-like. Lineage: Eukaryota; Metazoa; Arthropoda; Insecta; Hymenoptera; Colletidae. Gene Ontology annotation, cellular component: extracellular matrix. Gene Ontology annotation, biological process: proteolysis; extracellular matrix organization. The record is from RefSeq and is a predicted model, not a curated record. Bases 197 to 3625 code for a protein of 1142 amino acids. The transcript has 15 exons. Gene Ontology annotation, molecular function: metalloendopeptidase activity.
AAUUCGAAGCGAGUGAUUGGAAAUUGUAAAAUAUAAUGGCACGAGAUUACAAAACUUUCAGCCCGAAAGGGACGUUCGGUUUUCGGAUUAAACGGGUUCAGCAUAACCGAAGCAAACUAAGGUGGAACGAAAUGCAACUGUGAACGUUCGCAACGCGAUCGAAAAGUCUGAUUAAAGUUUUAUUAAAGUAGGAGCCAUGACGCGAUCGAAACUUCCGAGCUUUCUCUUAACGAUGUGGUUGCUCGGUACGAUUGCAACUAAAUCGAGAGUGAGCGAUUUUCUGGAAAGCUUGCGGGAGUACGAGAUCGUUUAUCCGCGCAUAAUCCCGAAGGAAAACGAGCGGAACAGACGAUCGAUCGUCCAAGAGGAGAACGGUGAUCUCGAGGAGCCGGUAUUCAUCGAGAUCAGCAAUUGGACGUUGAAAACGAUCGCGACCAAUCGUCUGACACUUUCGUCGAAUUUCACGGUGGAUUGGGUGCACUCGACCGAGGCGAGAUCCACGAGUCAUCGAUCGAAAUUGGGCUGUAAUCAUAGACGCGGUAGUUUGGAGGGUGGGAAACGAUCUUUGGUGAUCGCGACCCUCUGCAACCAAGAAAUGUACGUUCUGAUGUUGACGGAUCGAAAAUCAUUUUUCGUUCAGCCUUUAACGAAUGGCCAACACGUCAUGUACGAGUCGCAGUAUGCUAGUUGGUGGUCCUACAGAGAUACUCCGGACAUUGUCUCGGUGAAACGAGAAAAUCCUACUACUCGAAAACGAGAUAAGAAAUUUAAACGAACGAGGCGCGAUUCUCUGAACGAAUACGUUCAAGAUUUCUACAAUCUAUCGGGUGAUGUUUUUAACAUGGAAUAUCCGGAAGCCGAAAAACUGAUUUUGUACGACGAACGGGAUGAUGAAACACCGACAAAAUAUAACGAUACCAUAACGGAACAACUACCGAUCGAUAUGGAUUCCGAGGAUCUUGAUUAUUUUUCGGGUCCCCAGUGGCGAAGGAAUAAAAUACCAAGAAAGAAGAUUAACGGCAAAAAAGAAUCGUCGCCACCACGAUGGCUGGAAAUCGGAAUAGCCGCCGAUUAUUCCGUAGUAAAUUUUCAUGGAAUACGAGUGCAACAAUACAUCCUGGCUCUUUUGAACAUUGUGAGUGCAAUUUACAUGGACCCAUCGCUCGAGUCAAACAUGGUCUUGGUGGUAGCGCGAAUGAUAUUAUACGCGGAAAAACGAGACAGUAUGGUCCGUCGUGGCGAUGCCAGACGGUCUCUCGAGAACGUGAACAAAUGGAACAAGAAAAUGCUGUCUUUGGCGAACGUAAACCACGAUGUAGCUAUAUGGUUGACGCGUUUAGACAUCGGAGGUCCCUCUGGAUACGCACCCGUGUCCGGAGUAUGCGAUCCCGCGAGAUCAUGCGCCUUGAAUCGAGACGAAGGCUUAACCAGCGCAUUUAUCAUCGCACACGAGCUCGCGCAUAUUCUAGGUCUGACUCACGACGGCGACGAGUCUACCGGAAACGCCUGCAACGCAGAAGGAUCCCGAGGAAGCGUGAUGGCCCCUAUGGUGGCCGCCACGUUUCACCACUUUUAUUGGUCCAGUUGCUCCAAGAGAGAGUUUCACCGCAGAGUCAGACGGUGGUCUUGUUUGUUGAACAAACCGAAACACGACAUUUACACGCCCCUGAAACCCUCCGUUCGCGAAACCUUUACGAUGGACGAGCAAUGUCGGAUGGAAUUUGGCGAUGGAUACGAACUUUGCAAGAGUUUCGUCGUUGUGGAGCCGUGUUCUCACUUAUGGUGCGGCAAUAGCAAUAUCUCUCAAACAUGCAAGACCAAGAAGGGACCACCUUUGGAAGGCACGUUAUGCGGUGUCUCCAAGUGGUGCAUGAACGGUCGAUGCCGAUUCGCGAAUAAAGAAAACAUCGAUUUGGGAAUAGUAUUGAAUAAACCCAGAGACGGGGGUUGGAGUUCAUGGACUGGCUGGGACAAGUGUUCGAGGAGCUGCGGAAUAGGAGUCCAAUGUCGAACACGAAAAUGUAACAAACCGCUGCCUGGCUACGGUGGCAAGUAUUGUUCAGGAGCCAACGACGAUUGCAGGAUUUGCAAUCUACCGAAAUGUUCCACGUCGAUCGACCUCAGAGCGCAACAAUGUUCCAAACUGGGCAAUGUUUUCACUCUUGAACGAACCCAUUCGAAGAACGAUGUGACUUGGCUACCGCACGAACCCGAUCAGAAAAACUUGAAAUGUCAAUUAGUUUGCAGGGCCAAAGAGACGGGCGAAAUAUUUUACUCGAGGAAAAAUUUGAUCAACGGUACACCGUGCUCUUACGGAUCCACGGAUAUAUGCAUACAGGGCGAGUGCCAUAAACGAGGAUGCGACAAUGUCUUGGGUUCGAUGAAAGCCUUUGACAUGUGUGGAGUAUGCGACGGGGACAAUUCAACCUGCGAGAACGUAAUCAGCAAGUUUCAGCGAAAGCUUCGUCGAGAAGUAACGCGCGUCGCUGUGAUACCUAGAGAUGCUCACAAUUUCUUUAUGAAUAUCACGGUACUCGGUACCUCGUCAACCCAUCGAGACAAUUUAACGAUCGUGAUAGGGGAUGGACGAAGAAGAAGAAGAAACGUGCAAGAUAAUUUCAGCCCCCAUAAACGGGACUCGAUGAUCGUACAGGGUGGUGCGUUUCGAAUUGAGAAACGCGAUACUCGUAACUCGUACUUUGUAAAAGCAGCUGGUACCGCGUCCGAAGACGUGGUCAUUUUGCUCUUGGUACCAGAAACUAUCGCGAAGCACGGGAUGAUAUCGGUUGCAGUUGCCUUGCAAUAUUCAUUGAAUCGCGACGAAAAUAAUGGAAAGAACAGAUACGUUUGGUUAUUUGGCAGUUGGAGCUUUUGUUCGGCGAGCUGUGGCGGCGGAACGCGUCAAAAAACGAUACUCUGUAAAGACGAGGAAACUGGAAGAAUAGUUUCACGAAGGAAAUGCCCAUUGACGACGAAACCGAAUCAGCAGAUCGAGAAAUGCAACGUUUUCAGAUGCAGUUUCAAAUGGCUACUGGGUCCGUGGGAAGGAUGCUCGGCUACGUGUGGAACUUUUGGUAUUCAAUCGCGACAGCUUUAUUGCAUGCAAUCCGAGUUCAACGGGACAGACGUGAACAAAAAUAAUGAAUUGGAAAUUUAUCGAACGAUGGUACAGCCGCCGUCCAUAUGUAAAACCAGUUCUAUGCCUAUUAAUAAAAGAGAAUGCAAUAGGGUUCCCUGUCCCGGACGUUGGAUUUUUACGGAUUGGUCUUUGUGCUCAAAGAGUAACGUAAAAGGCAUACAAUCUCGGAUAGCUAGAUGUAUCCCUCCGGAUAAAGAAUCGUUCUACGCUUGCAACGGGUCUACGGUAAAGACUGAAAUACGUCCUUGCAAUGGACACGUAACCAGGGCCAUACAAUUUCCAUCCCGUUGCUGGCGAGACAAGAAUCGAUUCUGUUCUAUACCGAGCCUGAAACGCUAUUGCAACAUCCCGGGAUUCAGGAGAAGAUGUUGUCGGUCUUGCGAGACGAACAAACACCCGGAUUUACCGGCGACCAUCUUCGAUUCCAAGCAUCGCGGCGGUCUACGGACUUUACCAGUUUACUUACCAACCAUACCGAUACAUUAACGAUUUACCAAAACGAAUUUUAAUCAAACUGAACGACUUGACUUACGUUGCAGGAUAAAUACCGAAGGGAAGAUGGUAGUAUGGAACUUUCCUGCCUACGUCAUCGAUCGUAUCACUUUAUUCUUAUUUCUUUGAAUAAUCAUCACUAAACCUCGGACGUAACGUUUCAUUAUUUUUACCUGGAAACAAAAUAACAGAACAUCGUCACGGUAAUUCGACAAAUUUCCCGAUCAGUAUAUGUAUAUGUAUGUAUUAUGUAUAUGUAUACAUAUGUAGUACUUGUUUAUACAAUUUUGUUCCUUACGUUAUACGAAUGUAUACGUGUAUGUAUUUAUUUAGAAAUUAUAGACGUUUAACAAAUAUCAUUUUCAGCGUAGUUACCUUCUUUCACGCACAAUCAUCGAAACAUUAACGAUAAUACAUUACACACGAUGAUAUUGUAUGUAUGUAUGUAUGUAUGUAUGUACUGAAACAAAUUUUCUUUAAAUAUUACAAUAAAUAUGUAUUUUACUAUCGACUUUCGUUAACUUAAUCAGAAUCUUACGCGAAUCUUAUAACAGAAAUAUUUCUUUACUCGAAUAGAAAAUUCAAUUUUACUCUCGACGAAUCGUUCAUUUCUACGCAUGGAGGAUUGUCGUAUAGGUGGGUAAGUACUUGUACAUAAGUAAGUAUGUACUUUGCUACCUACGAGACUUUCGAACCAAAUUUACGAAAAGGUAUCAUCUUCCAUAUUAUCAUAUUCUCUUCUGUCUAUUAUUGGAAGCUGUUUGCAACGAGCACAGAAACAUGGUCGAAAAAUCGAAAUGUACAAAUUCGCGCUAUGUAGAUUACAUAUUAUACUUGGCCAAAAUCAGCCAAGAUAUGCACGUAACGUAAGAUAUGUAUCUACGCAAGUAUCCCACCGAUCCUUUCACAAUUACAGAUAGACCACGUAACAAGAAACAAAAUUAUUUUAUUAUACAUUAGUCGCUUCUCGUUCGUUUCUAAACUUUCUACAUACAUACAUACAUAUGUAACGUACAAUAAAAGAGAGAAUAUAAUUUCAUGUUCGUGAUCCGAUGAAUAGAAAAUGUGGAAUAACCUUUUAUUACUAACCUGUCGUUUUCUUAUCAACACUGCUACCUGCUAUUUUGUAGAAAAAUGCUUGUUGGAAGGUGUCAGAACAUGUCAAGACAUGUCGCGAAUUUUAUUCGACCGUUGAACAAGUUCUUUGGCGCGUAUGCAAUUGCGCGAUUGUGAUUCGACCAAGUCUCUCAUUGGUUGUCUAUUUCGAAAAAAUUUCUUAUUGGUUCUGGUAUGCCAACCAAGUUGCCGCUCUUUACAAUUUGCGGGAAAAUAAUAGUUAUGGCGGCAAUUUGCUCUUUAGAAUUUGCGGGAAAACAAUGGUUGGAUGCUAAUUUCCAAGUGAUUUUUAACGAUUCCUGUUUCCGAUUCCGAUCCGAAAAUACGACGGUCGCCAGAACCUAUCUAAGUAUGUACGUGUAACCAUUAUUAUACAAAAUUACGAAAAUUGUUCAACUUAUACUUUUUUCUACAGGCAUACGUAUUGCACCGUACUAAAUAUUAUUAUUCCUUCCUGUUAGCUUUACGAGUCAUCUGUAAUUGUGAAAAAGCUCUGCGGAUCAAAGAUCGAUAUUGAACAAGUACUGGAAUCGUCUGCUCCUGAUUAAAAGCUCGUACGUUUUAGUUGAACGUUGGUGUAAAGAAGAACUUGGACGACUGAUCGUAAUAGAAACGAUUGAUUAUUAGCCGCGCUCGUUGGAUUAAUGCCCUUACUACGUAAGUAUGUAUGUAUGUAUGUAUGUAUGUAUGUACGUACUUAUUGUUUUUCCUUUUCGUUCUACAAAGUUCUACGAUAGUAAUUAGUAUUGUCUGUUUUCCAAAUGGAUUCGCGUUAGUUUUUUUUGUCCCCCAAGAUCAGGAAUAGGUUAUCUAUCGUGUAACGUCAUAGCGGAACACGUUCUCAAAUCGUUUUCUGAUCGUAGCAUUUCCGUGACAUCGGUGAAAAUCUUUUAAUUCGUUACGAUUAAUAUGGACACACGACUCGGUUGUAAACCUUACGUGUGUAUUUCUUUAACACGUGCAUAGAUAAUUACGCCGUUAAAUACAUCUACGAUUACAGUUUUAUGUAUUACAACUAUAAAUAAUAGAUAUACAAAUGUAUACCCUCUAUACAUUAUAUAAUUUAUAUGUAUAAUUCAUAUAUAACUCUGGAUACAAAUAAUGUUUACAAAAAUAUUAAUUUGGGAAGGCAAACUUUCAAUUAUAAAUCGCUUACUCUUGGAUAUUCGCGAAUCUAACCAUCAGCACGGUUGAUUUAUCUACAAUACCAAACGCAGAAGGAAACAUGUUCCUUGAAUUCAAAUCACGCUCGUGUUACAUUUUUUCUUUCUUUCUUAUUUUUUUUCUUUUUAAACGAAAACCUCUUGAUUCGGUACAAUCUUGAGAAAAGUAUAUCUUCUUUCCGAUAGAUUGGAAUAGUUUCUAGGUUCGAUCGUGAACUCUGGUUCCAAGAUAGAACGCUCUAAACCUUUGCAUCUUUGGCUCGUCGUAAACUUACAAUUAGACAAUAUAAAUAUCCAGUUUCACUAACGAUGAAGAAACUUAUUCCUUAGAUUGGUUCCAUUUAUGACUAAAUUCGGAUCCUUUGGUGAUUCGGAGGCUCGAUCGAACAAUUUUUGGAUCAUAUUACGUGAAACAUUUGUUCGCUGGUCGUUAUUAAUGCCGUUUGAUCAAAAGUAUAGGGAGUUUGUCGCAAUUUAAUUUAACUUUAUUCCAAAGUAAACAUUACUCGCGUCGCUCUCAUUCUCAGGAGCUGAUAAUUUUUUAUCCAAACAUUAUGUACUUGAAAACCAUGACAUUUUUAUGUACGGUUUCUAGCUGUAAAAAUACAACUCCAAGUUGCUAUCGAUCCGAGACAUCCGUUUGCAUUUUCUUUAGAGAUUUUCAACUAUGAACGCUCGUUCCUGAUAUUCAUAUUAACGAUACGCAGCAAGAGUAUCGAGUCGAAAAAUACCAUUUACAUUGGAAUAGUCCAAUAUAUGU